CAUCAGGGCACUGAUGAUCAGUGCCCUGAUGAUCGGUGCCCAGCAGCGCCACCCACUAGUUCCACCCACCUAUGCCCAGCAGUGCCCCCACCUGUGCCCAGCAGUGCCCACCAAUGCCACCCAGCAGUGCCACCUACCUGUACCCGGAAGUGCCACCUACCUGUGCACAGCAGUGCCACCCACCUGUGCCCACCCACCUGUGCCCACCAGUGCCACCAACCUGUGCCCACCAUCAGUGCCACCUAUCAGUGCUGUCUAUCAGUACCCAUCAUCAGUGCCGCCUAUCAGUGACACCUCAUUAGUGCUGCCUAUCAGUGCCGCCUAUCCGUGCCACCUCAUU
Molecule: messenger RNA, 340 nt
Organism: Staurois parvus
Lineage: Eukaryota; Metazoa; Chordata; Amphibia; Anura; Ranidae
Source: the annotation of a GenBank genome assembly